Striga asiatica is the source of this 1166-nucleotide messenger RNA. Lineage: Eukaryota; Viridiplantae; Streptophyta; Magnoliopsida; Lamiales; Orobanchaceae. The record is from the annotation of a GenBank genome assembly.
UUAGGCCCAGUCUUAAACCCCCUUUCAAAUCCCAUAGCCCAUCUAUUUUUCAAAAAAUAAAACCCAGCCCACUCUCCCUCAAAUCCCAACGCACGUAACCCUAAAACCCUUGCCCUAUUCAUCAUCAUGUAUAAAUUAGAACAAUAGUUCAUUGUUUCCUUUAACAAUUCAUUCCACAAUGUUUCGGUUUUGGUGGGCGUAGCCAGUGGUGGAACGACGGCUAUCCGCUAAGGCCCGCCUAAGAUCUCUUAAUCUGAGGCCCCUCACCUUCCAUUCCGAACCGUAACUGAAUCCGUAUUCCGACCCCGUCGCGAUGCAUUCUCUAUUCCACGGUCAUGUACACCAUCUCGUCGGUUCGCCUAUUCUGGUAAUCUGCUUACUAUACAAUCUCGUCCGUUCGCGUAUUCUGGUAAUCUGCUUACUCGGUUUCGUUCUUUGGCUUCUGCUAAUCCCAUGAGUUAUCUUAUGCAUUCAUCUCCUCUUGGGGUUAUGUUUCAUUCGAGUACUUAUGCGCUUUUCACCACUGGUAUGUCUUGGGAUCGCCGUCUCUGUGCUGUUUCUACACAGUUUAGUGUUCUUUGCUUCUAUUCCCCUCGUUGUUUGUUUUCUGCGGUCAUAUUUUCUCAUGGUUUUUGUUCCCAAUGCUAUGAUGAUUCUGAUGUUUUGUCCAAGUAUUCCCUGGAAAAGUUACUUCCUACCCAAAAUUCAGUUCUGGUUUUUGGUAACUUCCCAACCUACAUAAUAGAGGAAAGGGAGAAAAACUCUAGCUUGGUCCCCUAGGAAUAAAGUUCCAAACCGCUUUUUCAUUCAUAAUCAUAGGUUGGAAAAUGCUCCUAAAACUCCUAAUCCUGCUGCUUCUGAUCCUAAUGCCCCUGAGUCUUAACUGGAGUUUUUUGAGGGUCAUCCUGGACUCAUGUCAUUUGAGAUUGAAGUUCUUGCUGGUGUUGCAUGAUCUUGUUGUGGAUGAGCUUUGUAGUAUCCCUGUGGAUGAUAUUAUGCCACUGAGCAGGCUGGUAUCAUAUUUCGACUUUGAUUGCAUCAUCUAUCUUUAUCAUAAUAAAGGCUCUGUAAUCCUGCGAAUCCGGGAGAUCCACAUCCCGUUUUCAGCAUCUGGGGUCCUAUUGAGGACACCUACUGCAGUAUCUAAGUGUACAGUCAAAUUUUGA